AUGAGACCACUGCUGGGAGGCGGUCUUGCCAGUCUGGCUCCCCAGGAGCUGGAGACGGUGCUCAAAGGACGACUCCAUCAGGCGGUGUCGAUCGCGCAGAUGACAGAUCUUCCAAACCGGUGGGGUCGUGUCAAAGACCUGUCUGAGGAUGUGCUCCAAUUCGACUUCAACAAUGCUCACGCGCGUUGGUUGCGGGGCUUAUCCUUGAAGAGCCAGGGAAGAAUCAAGGAGGCUGAGGAGGAAUGCCGUCGAGCAGUGGAAUGCGCUCGAUCCCAGGGGAAGGAUGCAGAGGCCCAUCAAUGGGAGUCAGAGAUCAAGAGCACCUUCAGCGACGGAUCUGCACAGAGCUCGAGGAAGUCGCCGGAGACCCCAGCCGCUGCCUCCGGAGCCAGUGGACCCGCCGAAGGAGAAGCCGAUCCAGCUGAGAAGAAGGUAUCUUCAUCUUCGCUACAGAAGGGCUUCCUCAAUCGAUCGAGUCGGAAGACAGAGGCGAUGGGCCAAGGAAAGGAUGUCGAGAGCAAAACAGCAAGGACACCAAAGACUCCAAAGGCGAGUGAGAGGGAGGUGGAGCUGGAGCAAGAGCUCGAGAGCCUGCGCAGAAGCUACCAGAACCAAGAGGCAGAGUUGAAGAAGCAGACCAUGUCAAGUGAGGCUAAGAAGGCUGAGGAGCAGAGGUUUCGAGAUGGCGCCGAGGUGAUUCUUCGAGAGUUGGAGAACUGCAUUGGGGCCAUCUCAACAUCUGAAUCACCCAGCUCUAGCCCUACGACAAAGACAGAGGCCCUCCAGCAGGCAACAGAGCGCAUGCAGGCUGGCAAAGCAUGGGCGCAGAAUGAGCAGCAACGGUAUGUGGAGUUUUCCACAGAGGUGCUGACACUUCAGGAGAUGUCAGCGAAGGAGUUUCGAGAGCAGGAGGAGUCUGCCUCCAAGCAAAGCAAGGAGCUUCGCGAGCUUGCCAAGCGCUUCAGCGAUCUGCUGAGGUCGGCGAAGCAUCUCGACGGAUACAUUAGGGAACAGUCUUCUGGACGGGAGACAGCAGUUGCAGAUCUGCAAUACUUGGCACAACAAGUUGCGGACUUCCACAGUCUCUCCUGGACGAGUAAGCUCGCAGCCAUGGCUGACGAUGGA
This is a messenger RNA of Symbiodinium natans, 1125 nucleotides long. NCBI's taxonomy places the organism in Eukaryota, Dinophyceae, Suessiales, Symbiodiniaceae. The record is from the annotation of a GenBank genome assembly.